Molecule: messenger RNA, 4294 nt
Organism: Acipenser ruthenus (sterlet)
Lineage: Eukaryota; Metazoa; Chordata; Actinopteri; Acipenseriformes; Acipenseridae
Product: thyrotropin-releasing hormone-degrading ectoenzyme-like
Exons: 8
Coding region: 744-1616 (290 amino acids)
Biological process (GO): proteolysis; peptide catabolic process
Cellular component (GO): cytoplasm
Molecular function (GO): zinc ion binding; peptide binding; metalloaminopeptidase activity
Source: RefSeq, a predicted model, not a curated record
UUUUAAUUAGACAACAGGGUACUGUAGUUGGGUGUGAUGCACUGUCUUUACGGAUUCUGACCCAGUCGUUGAGGUGAGAUUAAAGCUUUGUGACCACAAAUGCAGACGAGCCUGGCUCUUUUGCAUAAUUGGUAAGAGGCCCACUUGCGAUGCGUGUGGUUGGAGGUUCUCAUCCAGCCUCCACGUUCUUACGAACGCUUCAGUCUAAAAAUGAGUCUGGAAAUAAUUAUGUUAAUUUCAUAUAGUGGCUUAUGAACAGCUACUGAGGUCAUAAACCUGUUGUUAUUGUAUGAAACUAUUGAAAUAUUUCAAAUGGCAGUAAUAAAUCCUUGAUACUUUCGUCCAUCUUAGUGCAAUUAGCAGUUAUAUCCAUGGAAGGAUUUGUGAAGGUCAAUUGUUUUAUUAAGGAUUCGUGAAGGUCAGUUGUUUUAUGUUAAAGUACCUGUGACUAAUGUGCAAAAAGAAUGCAGCAUAGGCUAUCAGGUGAGUUUGCAGAGGCUCAGUCAUUAGGGCCAUUCAAAAAUCAAUAAGACACCAGCCUAGAGAGAAACAAUGUACUCAAAACAGCAAGCCUUAGUGGGCCAAAUUCCUACUCUUUUUCCUUUAAGGUGCUACUUUCUCUCCCCUUUCUUCAAUUAAAAAGAAAAAAAUGUAUUUUUUAAGCAAGAGAAAUUCAGUUAAUGUGUUAGGAAGUAAAAUGAACAUGCUGUUUUUUAAAAUUUUAGGAUUACCUGAUAACUCAUAUGUAUGGCAAUGCAGGAAGAGAUGACCUGUGGAACAAGUUCUCUGAGGCGAUGCAGAAGGAAGGAAGGGAUAUAAAUAUAAAGGAAGUGAUGGAUCUCUGGACACUGCAGAUGGGCUACCCGGUGGUCACCAUCACAAAGAACGACAGCGUGGACAACAGCGUAACGAUCAGCCAGGAACACUUCAUCUUUGACAUCAAGCAUUCUGCGCCCUCAAACAGCAGCUUCCAGUGGCAAAUUCCAUUAACGAUUUCAGUAGGAAAUUCAAGUCACAUUUCCCCCGAAUCAAUCAUAUGGGUUUCUAAUAGAUCAGAAUCCCACAAAAUCGGCUCAGUGGAUGAUGGGAGUUGGUUGCUUGGAAACAUAAACCAAACCGGAUACUUCAGGGUAAACUAUGAUCUCAGAAACUGGAGACUUUUAAUUGAACAGCUGAUGAGGAACCCUGAGGUGAUUUCCGUUGGUAACCGCGCAGCCCUCAUCGACGAUGUGUUUAAUCUUGCCAGGGCUGGAUACUUGCCCCAGAACAUUCCUCUUGAGAUAGUGCGCUACCUUUCUCAAGAGAAGGAGUUUCUGCCCUGGCACGCAGCCAGUCGUGUGCUCUAUCAUCUUGACAAACUGCUGGACCGCACAGAAGAAUACAGCAUCUUUAGUGAAUACAUAUUGAAGCAAGUUGCCUCAAUGUAUCACAAGCUUGGCUGGCCCACAAGUGCUGUGAAUGGCUCUGUUGCGCAAGCCACUUAUCAGACUGAGGAGCUACGCCGAGAAGUUAUUAUGUUAGCCUGCAGCUUCGGGAGCAAGCACUGUCACCAGCAGGCGAUAACUCUUAUUUCUGAAUGGAUAUCAAGCAACAAAAACAGGUGUGGGAGACUUUAGGUUGUAGAGAUGCAGGGUACAAGUAGUAAAGUUCACAUUUCUCAUAAAAUUGUAAUAAUCGCAUGAACCUAUUCUUGUGCAAAUGCAUUGAGCAAACUCUUUCAUGGUCAUCACGUGUCUUGUCAGAGGUACAUCAUGUGGCCAGUUUUAAGGAUAGUUGUAUUCGUAAUAUAAUAAAUAGCCACACUGCCAGUACUUUGUGAACAUAAUAAUGAGUGACUCCUUGUGCAGUGUUCUGGUCAAUACAGCUUACUCUUGACGCAUUCAGCUUAUUCUGCAUUUUGAUUGCUGCCUUUCAGAUGUCACAGAGGACAGCAAUGGCUUACCCCUAUGUGUCACCAGUCACUUGCGACUGCACAUAAAUGGAUAUCACAAGUUCUUAUUGUGGGAUAAUUACCACCUGGCACAGAUACAGAUGAAUAGAGUGAAUGGGUUUUAAGUAUACAGCACAAACUUAAUAAGAGAGUUAAAGAAUAUAAUUUACUUUGACAUGUGACUUUGAAUACCUGACCUCUCACAUGCAGAUGUAGUUUUCUAGCAUUUACAUUCAUACUGGUGUACCCCGUUGCUUUCAGCAAUUCAGUGCUGUCUUCUUUUAAUCACAUUAUACUUUCUAGUUUUAACCUCUUUGAUUGAUUGUUCUAUUGGUUACCAAGUCCCGAUGUACUAACGAUGUUUAUCAAAGGCAUCGGUGCUUGCUGAUGUGCAUGGAGGUUUUACCCUUCUCUCCUCCACCUGUGACUUUGGAUCAGCCAUGAUCCAGUUCCAGCAUAGCAUUCCCUUACCACUUUGGAUCAGCCAUGAUUCAGUUCCAGCAUAGCAUUCCCUCACCACUUUGGAUCAGCCAUGAUCCAGUUCCAGCAUAGCAUUCCCUCACCACUUUGGAUCAGCCAUGAUCCAGUUCCAGCAUAGCAUUCCCUUACCACUUUGGAUCAGCCAUGAUCCAGUUCCAGCAUAGCAUUCCCUUACCACUUUGGAUCAGCCAUGAUCCAGUUCCAGCAUAGCAUUCCCUUACCACUUUGGAUCAGCCAUGAUCCAGUUCCAGCAUAGCAUUCCCUUACCACUUUGGAUCAGCCAUGAUCCAGUUCCAGCAUAGCAUUCCCUUACCACUUUGCUGUCCGUGUCCCUUUUGUCUUCCAGCUUCAUUCCAGCGAGGAGCAGGAAAAGGCUAAAAACUCAACUCAGCGUUUCAGUAAAUUGCAGCUGUAGUCUUGAAAGUGUUUGAAGUACCAACUUCUUAACUAGCAUUAAUUGCUUAUUACACUCACUGGUUAUUUUAUAUACAUGUUAUGUACAUACAGUAAAAUGUCACUUCACAUGUUAUAAUAUUUUCAGUCCAUUUAUUAGCGAUAACAAAUUAGUCCUGUGACCAUUUCAUGCUUGACAUUUGGAGCAUGCAGUACCUAUAAAUCAGCUCCAUUUUGAUUUAGCUAUUACACGAAUGGAAGAAUGCUCAGCAGACUGUAGGAACAAGGUGCUUCAAUGUUAAUGCUGCGUGUAAAGCUUAUAUGCCCGAGCUACAGUUACUGAAUAAGAAAUAUCUUACCAAACUAUUUAAUUGUGCGUUUUCCAACUGCAAUGACUAUUAACCUUCGUAGCAUUUCCUCAGACAGUAGGGUCAGCAUUCUGAGCACUGCUUCUCAUACACUGCUGCGCUCCUACAGUUUGAACUGCUUAGCUUUACUUUAAUGGCAAAUUUAAGGAUAAGCAUUGAAUGUGUCUUGAGCAUUUACCAGAGCAGAAUCUCAUCAGCGAUUUUCUGAAGUUUUUUUAUGAUGUUUUUUCACUGUCCGUGCACGUGUGUUUGCAGGAUACUUUGAAAUCCAAUAUUACUGAAAUACAAGAAUACAAUAUUUUUUUGCCUUUACUUGGAACAGGGCAGCAUUUUAUAUGAGUUUUACUCAAGUGUGUUCCAACACUUUCUCUAAAUGUAAUCGUAAUGUAAUGUCUAACACAUGACAGUAAAAGCUUUUUUCUAGCCUCAUCCAAGGUCAUUUUAUGGAAAUGAAGUCUUUUGGUUCAGGUAGAAAAGAUCCUAAAUAUGUUGGUAGUGUGCCAUUUUUCAAAAUGUAUUAGCUGUUACUCACUCAUCUUCCAAUAAUUAGGCAGUUGAGGUUUUGAUGUGUAUUAUAAGCCUGCCAAACUCCGAUUGAGGUGACACACUUUCCUCAGUGGCUCAAAGAUGUGUGUCGUGUAGCUGCAAGUCAGCAGCUCUGCCACACAGCCUCUUACUGCUCCACUUCUUCAACCAAGCAAUGGAGCAGUUUGGGGGAAUCAGCAUGUCAGAAACUCUUUGACAGCACAUGGACUUGUUUUAUUUUUAGCCACUGCAUAUCCCUGGAAACAGGGAUAUAGCGGUCGCAGAUGUACAUACAGUACAGCCUGUUUGUCACACUUAGGGUUCAGCUCUAUGAUGAGAACCACGUCCAAUUGACAUAAAACUUGGUCUGAACUUUAUUAGUUCUUAAGGUGUCAGAAUCAAUAUCAUGGUGGCUUUGAUGAUUUUUACAUGUUACAUAAAAAUUGGCUUAUUUUACAUAAAUAAGCCAAUUUUAUAACUUCCCUGCUAAAUAGCAGGCCUUCUGCUGUAGGUAGGUGAGUACAAGUUGCUUCGGAUGAAGAAAACCCACUCCACCCCCAUCAUAACACUGUUCUUAUGAAGCAUUUCUUUAUUACUC